Engraulis encrasicolus (European anchovy) is the source of this 3888-nucleotide messenger RNA. RefSeq names its product ankyrin repeat and SAM domain-containing protein 6-like. Gene Ontology annotation, biological process: innate immune response. Gene Ontology annotation, cellular component: nucleus; cytoplasm. The transcript has 18 exons. Gene Ontology annotation, molecular function: protein binding. Bases 265 to 3132 code for a protein of 955 amino acids. Lineage: Eukaryota; Metazoa; Chordata; Actinopteri; Clupeiformes; Engraulidae. The record is from RefSeq and is a predicted model, not a curated record.
UGUAGGGAAGACUUCGAGAUUCCUCAGGGCGACACCGCCACCGGUUAAAACUAUGGCUUACUUUAACAAAAGUUGAUUUUUGUCGCGGAAAAGUCGGUUUGUUGCCGUUUCGAUUUCCAAAAAAGAAAAACAACUUUAUUUCUUCAGAGUCUUCCCAUCUCUGGAUGCGAACGCGAUGUCUUUUAAUCCGGAUACGCCGAUAAACAUUGGGAAUAGCGGAGAAGAACUUUUAGCUCUUUACUGCACAACUGGGGUGUUUCAGAGAUGAAUUUCGGUAUCCCAGCGAACGCUCUUCUGUUUCGUGCUUGCGAUGAGGGAGACUAUGAGAGUGCCAAGCGGAUUCUUGAGCCUGGGGCGAACGAGUCAGGGACGCAGUGCCGAAGUCUGCGUUUGGAUGCGGGGUCCGAGUGCGGUGUCGAAACCUCCCGGGGAGUCUCCCUCGGUCCCGUGGACUGCACCGACGAGGAGGGGAACACGGCGCUUCAGUUCUCGGCUGACAGUGGACACGAGAAUCUGGUCCGGUUCUUACUCAGGAAGGGGGCUUCGGUGGACAGCCGAAAUAACUACGGAUGGACGCCACUCAUGCAAGCUGCGAGGUUUGGGCACCUCACGGUGGCCCACAUCCUCCUGGAGAACAAGGCAGACUUCAACGCCCGCAACCGCAUGGGCGCCAGCGUGCUCAGCAUGGCGGGCCGCGGCGGGCACGCGCACGUGGCCAAGCUGCUGCUGGAGUCGGGUGCCUUCGUGGACGACUACGACCACCUGGCCAUGGUCGAGGCCCCCGGCCUGGACAGCGGCAGUGGCAGCGGCGGCUCCGCCGGCAGUGGCUGUUCCGGUGGAGGUGAAGGGGUGCAAUCCGCUCACCCGCCACCACCAUCGUCUUCCAGCGAUGAGGAGGAAGGAGGCCGGGAGUUCCUGGAGGUGACCCCACUCCUGGUGGCCUGCCAGCUGGGCCACGAGACCAUGGCGCGCCUGCUGCUGGAGUGGGGCGCUGACGCCAACUCCUACCAGAAGAGCACCGGGUGGAGCGCCUUGAUGCUGGCCACAGCCGCGGGCAAGGUGGGCGUCGCCCAGCAGCUGGUGGAGAGGGGGGCGGACCCCGACCACCUGAACGCCCUGGCCAAGACCGCCUUCGAGCUGGCCCUGCAGCUCAAGCAGAAGGAGGUCAAGACCUACCUGGACUCCAUCACCACCGUCAGGCCACAGCCAGACGACGAGAAGAGGAGACCGGACAUCUUCAGAGCUCUAAAACUGGGUAAUGCGCCGCUGGUGUGUGAGAUCCUGGAGGAGGAGCCUGCGCAGGUGAACGUGGCCAAUGGGGACGGGGCGUCUCCACUGAUGCUGGCCGCCGUGAGUGGGCAGCUGGAGAUGGUGCAGCUGCUGGUGGACCACUGCGCCGACACAGACAAGCAGGACACCGUACACGGCUGGACCGCACUCAUGCAAGCCACUUACCAUGGGAACAAAGACGUGGUGAAGUACCUACUGAGUCAGGGGGCAGAUGUCAACCUCAGAGCCAAAAAUGGAUACACCGCCUUCGACCUUGUCAUGCUACUAAAUGAUCCUGACACAGAGUUGGUGAGGCUGUUGGCGUCUGUGUGUAUGAAGGUAGACAAGGAGAAGGUGAAACAGCAGCGUAAGACUCCCCUGCUACGCUCCAAAAGCCGCCAGUCAAUCACCGUGCCCCUCCCCCCAGACGACAGAGGCGGCCUCAAGUCCUGGUGGAACCGUAUGUCCAACCGCUUCCGGCACCUGAAGCUGACCCACACUCUCAGGCACGGCUUCUCCACCAAUCGCCUGGCGCCCUUUGUGGACGAGACUGAGCCCCCACUGGACAGCACCAUGAAGGCAGAGAGGAAGCAGAGCAGCACUCCCUCCACGGGCCCCAAUGGAGCAGUGGCGACACCUAGUGGACAAAUGACUCAAGACAUCAGUACCGCUUGGACCACGAAGAGCAGAGAUAGUGGUAUUGGAAGGACCAGUUCGGAAAAGGAUGACAUUCUUAUCACAACAAUGUUGAGAAAUGGUGCACCCCUGACGAAGCUGCCGAACGACAAGCUGAAGGCGGUGAUCCCUCCCUUCCUGCCGCCCUCCAACUUCGAGCCGUGGAACUCGGACCGCUCGCGCCUGCUGAAGGAGGGCAAGGCCACGGAGCCCCCGCCUCGCCUCUCCAUGCCGCAGAGGCCCAGCAAGGCCAACUUCAACAGCAGCGGAAACUCAGACAUAACGUCCAUCAGUCGAGUGGUGAGCAGCAGAUCCAUCAAGUUCCCCAGCGUUGGUAAGGGGCCCUCCUCCUCCCCGUCCAACUCUGGCAACUACAACUCCCCACACUCAUCUGGGGGCUCCAACGGGGUCGCGGGGGUCAACCGACACACCUCUGACUCACACAACCGAUCGGGGGGUAGCGGUGCAGACAGUGUUCUCUCUCAGAUCGCAGCCCACAGGAGAAGAGCAGCGGGUCUGCUGGAUGCCAAGGCCAGCACCCAGGAGACGCCGUGCCCCACCCCCAUACCCGUGCUGCCCGCCCUGCCCAGUGCCACCUUACCCGAAAUCAACCUGCCUGACAUCCACAGCACCCCACACCUCAUCAGCAGCGACCUGCACACGCGACGGAAGGUGGAUCUGAAGAAGCGUCCCCAGUCGGGCAACUCCUCCACGUCCAAGAGCACCUCUCCCACGCUGACACCCUCGCCCUCCCCCACCCCAAAGCCUCCAGGUGGGGACUCAACCUCCUCCACCUCCUCCCACCCCCGCUCCAAAAGCAGCGGAGGAUCCAGCAGCGGGACCAUCACAGACGAGGAUGAGCUGACAGGCAUCCUGAAGAAGCUGUCCUUGGAGAAAUAUCAGCCCAUAUUUGAGGAACAAGAGGUGGACAUGGAGGCCUUUCUCACCCUGACGGAUGGGGACCUGAAGGAGCUGGGCAUCAAGACAGACGGGCCUCGCCAGCAGAUCCUGGCUGCCAUCUCGGAACUCAACGCUGGCAAGGGAAGAGAGAGGCAGAUCCUGCAGGAGACGAUCCACAACUUCCAGUCUUCAUUUGGGAGCAGUGCCAGUAACGCUCGGCCUCCUGGCUACCCUCGCUCACCAACAGGGUGGUCAAGACACCAGGUACGCACACCUAACAAGAGGUAGCAUCAGCAGGCGGACCAAGAUGGAGUUUCUUCCCUAUCAGGAUGCCUUGUACGUCAUGUGACCCUACUCCUAGGGUCUGAUUGGUGAAUGAGGUCUUCCUGGACGCCAGGGUCCCAGAGCACCGAAGUGUGUGUGAGGAUGCUGCAGCUCAAGAGUUUAUCGGGCCACUCAAUCAAGCCAGUCUCGUCAGCAACAGGGGAGGGCAGAAAUUUGGACUAGGGGUGGCAUUACACAUAGUAACACCAACACCCCAUUUCUGGUUCACAGUUACCCCCUACACUGCAAGAGCAUCUGAAGAUGUAUGGUGAAUUCUAGAGUUCUAGAGAGUUCUAGAAUUCUAGAGUAAGGGCGAAGAAUUUGUCUGUCUUUACAUAAAAUAGACACCAGGUGGCAGUGGAGGGCAUGCCAAAAAAAAGUCAACUGAGGAGACUGAAAAGGUCAUUUUAGGUUUUCUGCUGCUUGAGUGUCAUAUGGCCGGUGCCAUGUUGUGCAGAAAGUCUCAGACGGACACACAGGGAAACCACAGAUGAAGGGAUGUGGAGGAGAGGUUUGAAGAAUUUUUAGAGGACAGGAAAAUGGGAAGCGAAUGUCAAAAAGGGACCUCGACUUGUGUUAUUAUUGUAUUUUGUAAUAGAUGUAUUAAAACAUGUAUAAUAUGUUUAAAUAGAAUUUGCUUAAUGUAUCAAAUGUCAAAAAGAUUCUGUUGGUAAAUAACAAAACAUGAUAUUUUCAGAUUUAAGUAUUUCUAAUUCUUGA